AUGAAUUCUGCUACGAAGGUAGGAGAGAUUUUUACAGCAGCCGGCGCUGCAUUCAACAGCCUGGGAGAACUAACAAUGCAACUUCAUCCUUCGUCAGAUUCACCAACAGGGAGCAAAUGGACAGAUGAAGAAAUAGACAUGCUCCGCUCCGCAGUCACACGUUUCAGUGAAGAUCUUAACAAAAUCAGCCAACGUAUCAAGGGGAGAACGGUCUCUCAAAUCCGACACACACUUAAAAAGAAAGCUUUCGAAGAUGCUGGUCUCCCUAUGAGACAAAACUCACAAGCUUCACAUAUUCAGCCGCCCCUUCAGUUACAACAGCAACCUCAACAGCAAAUCAUAGUUACAUCGACGCAAGUUGCACAUUAUGAAGAAGCUGGUCCACCCUCGACCGUGAUCGCCGAUCCGAUGGUGAUGGAAUCGGUAAUAAAAGACGACAAUUCCGAUUCCACUGGACUUUUGUGCCAACCGGCGGACAUUUCCAUGACACUGAAUCGCCUCAAUACCCAGGAGCACGAGGCAGAUGUAGUAGGAAUGGGUUCGGGUGAAAUGAAGCUCGAGUUUGAACCCGGAACAGAAGAAGUAGCCGGGUGAAACGAGGAGGACUACUAUUACAGCGAACCGAAAGAUUAGUGUUGUAUAAACAGCUCUUUUCGGACGGCAUGUUCCUGGCACAGGCACGAUGAAGGCAAUUAAACGGCAAUGGGAAAUCGUCAAUCGAGAAUAGGUUUAAUAAAGCCAUGCUACACAAGAGAUUCCUGCAAGGUUAACUCGACGGCAAAUGGAUGGCUGCGAUGAGCUGUUACUAAAUUAUACCGGUAGGAUGUUGCACGUUCGGGUUGUGCGAAUUCUUUGCGAUGAUGGUAUGCGUUUACUUUGCAUGUGCAUUUUCCAGAGAUCAAUUACCUUAUACUAUAGUGCGCUAACGUGUGGAAAUAAAUUUGUGUAUUUUGAAUCAGAA
Anopheles nili is the source of this 961-nucleotide messenger RNA. RefSeq names its product chromatin complexes subunit BAP18. Lineage: Eukaryota; Metazoa; Arthropoda; Insecta; Diptera; Culicidae. Bases 1 to 594 code for a protein of 197 amino acids. The transcript is spliced from 4 exons. The record is from RefSeq and is a predicted model, not a curated record. Gene Ontology annotation, cellular component: MLL1 complex; NURF complex.